AUGAGUAUGGAUCCAGCUUGUCCCCAAGCAUCCAACUCUAGGGAAUCUGCACCCAUGCCUGAAGAAAGUUACGCAUCCUUGCAAAUGUCAUCUGCUGACACCCUCGACACGGACACUGUCUCUCCUCUUCCUUCCUCCAUGGAUCUGCUUAUUCAGGACAGUCCUGAUUCUUCCACAAGCCCCAGAGUGAAACCACUGCCUCCGUCUGCGGAGGAGAGCACAGAGAAGGAAGAGAACGUCCCAGUCAAGAAACGGAAGAUCAGAACUGUGUUCUCACAGACCCAGUUGUGUGUGCUCAAUGACAGAUUUCAGAGGCAGAAAUACCUCAGCCUCCAGCAAACGCAAGAACUUUCCAACAUCUUGAACCUCAGCUACAAGCAGGUGAAGACCUGGUUCCAGAACCAGAGAAUGAAAUGUAAGAAAUGGCAGAAAAACAACUGGCCAAGGAAUAGCAAUGGCAUGCCUCAGGGCCCAGCAACAGCAGAAUACCUGGGCUUCUAUUCCUACCACCAGCGGUGUUUGGUGAACUCUCCUGGAAACCUGCCCAUGUGGGGUAACCAGACCUGGAAUAAUCCCACGUGGACCAACCAGAGCUGGAACAGUCAGUCUUGGAGCAACCACCCCUGGAACAGUCAGGCCUGGUGUCCCCAAGCCUGGAAUAACCAGCCUUGGAACAAUCAGUUCAACAACUACAUGGAGGAAUUCCUGCAGCCCGGAAUCCAGCUCCAGCAGAAUUCUCCUGUCUGUGAUCUGGAGGCCACCCUGGGAACUGCUGGGGAAAAUUAUAACGUAAUACAGCAAACUGUCAAGUAUUUUAGUUCCCAGCAGCAAAUCACGGAUUUAUUCCCAAACUACCCUCUCAACAUACAGCCUGAAGAUUUGUAACGGCUAUUUGUGACGGCUAUUAUAUGCAAUCUUAACCUGAGCAGAGACUGUAUAUUCUCUAGAAUUUUUCUCGUUUUAGAAUUCUGUACCGCUUCCCCUUAGGAAGCUGCUUUUCACUAUAUCUUCUGUGUCAAUUUGAGGGAAGGGUAAUGAGUCCAAUAAGAGGUUUCAGAAGCAUUGUACAACAUGACAAAAGGUGUCUGGCUAUAGAUAACUCGAUUAUAGCAUUUUGGAUAUAAUAUAUAAUAUUUUCGAUACUUUUAGGACCUAGAAUCUAACUUCAGGCACAGGGAGCAAAAGUACAAAGACGUAUGAUGAGGAUUAUUCAUAUUUUCUGGGAUGGCAAGGCUUUACUUGUUAAGAAUCUCAGUCCUUAAGAUGAAGGGCGCUUUACUGAUUUCCUCCACCCCUUUUAUCUAUUUUACUACAGCCCCUAAUUUGUUCAUCACUCUAUUUUUGGAGAACAAUGUUUUUUAUUUUGCCACAUCAUAGUAGUACCAGUUUGGCUGGUUUGUUGUUUAAGUACAAAUAAAUAAAAAAUAGCCAUAAAAAAAAAAAGGAUUAAACUGUUAAGAUACCCAUUUAGAUUAGAAAUACUUUAUUAAAACUUUGUUUUGAAAUGCCAACAACUUUGUAAACCUAUAACUGUAUAAAAAGUUGUAAAACAAAAUGAGAUGUGGCUAGUCAAACACUUCACCAAACCAUGCUAUUUAACAAUUACAAAAGAAAACCUAUUUCAACUAAAUAUAGAUAUGGUAAUCAUUAUUUUUCUGGCACAAUCAUGGUUUUGGUACUAUGUCUUCCAUACACUAAAAGGCAUCUGUGUACCCACCUAUCCCAGUUCUGUUAACUGACAGCUACAAGCAUCCUCUAUUCUUAUUCUAGAUAACUCUACUAAAAAUAUUAUUUAUACAAUAUCUGCAAAGUAUUGGUCCUGCAAAUCUGUCAAGGGUACCCUUCCAGUUUUCAAGAGAUAACUCCAAUUCUGGAGUCAUGGGAGAGAAGAAGGUCUGGUAGUCUCCUGGUCUCCGGUGAUUUCAGUUUUAUCUACUUUUUUAGGUAAAUAAAACGAGACACUUUUAACCCAGACACUUGCAGUGACCAUAUUUUUACCCCGUGACCAGUAUAUGUCAACUCAAGCUAUCAAG
Molecule: messenger RNA, 2033 nt
Organism: Odocoileus virginianus texanus
Lineage: Eukaryota; Metazoa; Chordata; Mammalia; Artiodactyla; Cervidae
Product: homeobox protein NANOG-like
Biological process (GO): regulation of transcription by RNA polymerase II
Molecular function (GO): RNA polymerase II cis-regulatory region sequence-specific DNA binding; DNA-binding transcription factor activity, RNA polymerase II-specific
Source: RefSeq, a predicted model, not a curated record